Molecule: messenger RNA, 1059 nt
Organism: Alnus glutinosa
Lineage: Eukaryota; Viridiplantae; Streptophyta; Magnoliopsida; Fagales; Betulaceae
Exons: 2
Coding region: 1-1059 (352 amino acids)
Source: RefSeq, a predicted model, not a curated record
AUGAUUCUUAUGGAGUCAAACUCUGAUGAAGAGUUAGAGAUAAUUGCAAAUCUUGCAAUGGAAGAAGAAAUAUCAGCAUCACAUGGUCGUUCUAAAAAACGUCGCACAUUCAUCCGGCGUGAUCGCUUACAAGCCGGGGCAGAUCUUUUUCGUGACUAUUUUGCUGAACCACCAAUAUAUCCUCACAAAUAUUUUCGAAGGAGAUUUCGAAUGAGUCGUGAUCUUUUUUGCCGUAUUCAAUUUGUGGUUGAAGCCCAUGAUCCGUAUUUUGUCCAAAGAAGAGAUGGUGCCCAAAAGCUUGGAUUUACUUCCAUUCAGAAAAUUACAGCCGCACUUAGGAUGCUUGCAUAUGGUGUUACAGCUGACUUUAUGGAUGAAUACUUGAAGAUUGGAGAAGCCACUGUCCUUAAGAGUCUUAAAAGGUUUGUUCAAGCGGUGAUUUCAAUUUUUUCAGAAAAAUACUUAAGGUCACCCAACAAUGAAGACAUCGCUAGAUUGUUAGCUGAAGGCAAAAACCGUGGAUUUCCAGGCAUGUCAUUUAUAUUUUCUGAUCUCGCUCAAGGACGUACUCCUCCUGUUAACUACACUGUUAAUGGUCAUAACUAUAAUAUGGGAUACUACCUCGCUGAUGGCAUAUAUCCACAGUGGGCAACAUUUGUAAAAACAAUUUCAUCUCCACAAGGAAAUAAGAGAAAACACUUUGCUACAGCCCAAGAGUCGGCGAGGAAAGAUGUAGAGCGGGCGUUUGGAGUACUUCAAGCACGAUUUGCAAUAGUACGUGGACCUGCACGAUUUUGGAAACUUGAAACACUUAAAGAUAUAAUGAUGGCAUGUGUAAUUCUACAUAAUAUGAUCGUUGAAGAUGAGCGAACUAAUAAUGGAGAAGAAGACUUUGAGUAUGAACAACUCAAUGAACCACUUGAACCAGUGACACUUGGGGCUACAAAUGAUUUUAAUGAGUUCAUUCAACGCCAUCAUUCCAUUAGAGACAGGGAAACUCAUUCUCAACUCCAGUUGGAUCUUGUUGAGCACUUAUGGCAACUACAUAGUGAGGCAUAG